Molecule: messenger RNA, 5213 nt
Organism: Drosophila bipectinata
Lineage: Eukaryota; Metazoa; Arthropoda; Insecta; Diptera; Drosophilidae
Gene: clu
Product: clustered mitochondria protein homolog
Biological process (GO): intracellular distribution of mitochondria
Cellular component (GO): cytoplasm
Molecular function (GO): mRNA binding; protein binding
Source: RefSeq, a predicted model, not a curated record
AGCAGUAGCAGCAACAGCAGUAGCAGUAGCAGCAGCAGCAGCAGCAGGUGAAAGCUAAAGGUAGCAUGGCGCUAGAUACGGAUGCGAAAAACUCGAAUGCAGUGGCCCCGGGAGAUGCGGCGACAGUGGCGGCAACAACAAAGGCGGCCAGCGGCAAGGCCAAGGAGAACAACAGCUCGGCCGGCAAAAAGCAGCAGCAGCAGAAUCAAAAUCAAAACUUGGUCAAUGGCAAUGGCAAUGCAGCCGACGGCCCCGCUGCCAAGAAGAAAGGCAAGAAGAACCGCAACAAAAGCCCCACUGAACCCGCCGCAGAACCCGUGGAAGCUUCUCUAAGCAAUGGACAUGCCGAGAAGACAUCAACCGAGGAGGGCGGUGACACCGCCGCUCCCGACACCAACGCCAACGUGGGCGAGAAGUCAGAGGAUGGGGGAGCACCCGGCUCCGAGCUGGAAACGGAGGACAUUGAUCUGGAUGCCCUGCACGAGGUGGGAAUCACGGUGAAUAUCAGCAGUCCUGGUGCGGAUAUCCUCUCCGUUCAACUGUCCAGCAUGGAGCUGGUCCAGGAGAUCCACCAGCUGCUGAUGGACCGCGAGGAGACCUGCCAUCGUACCUGCUUUUCGCUGCAGCUGGAUAACGUGACGCUGGACAACUUCGCCGAGCUGAAGACCAUCGAACAGCUGGAGCAGGGAUCCACCAUCAAGGUGGUGGAGGAGCCCUACACGAUGCGCGAGGCCCGCAUCCAUGUGCGCCACGUACGCGAUCUUCUGAAGAACUUGGACCCGGCAGACGCGUACAAUGGCAUUGACUGUACAUCGUUGACUUACCUAAACACGAUCACCCAGGGCGACUUGCUGGACAAGAAGAAGACCAGGCCCGAUUCGGUGGACUGCACGCCGCCGGAGUACGUGACUCCGGGCGUGUCGGAGCCGCCACUUCUGCCGCUGCAUCCGAACAUCAAGAACUCCAAGGGACCGCAGGCUCUCAAGGUGCUCACCACAUCCGCCUGGAACCCGCCGCCCGGUCCCCGCAAGCUGCACGGCGAUCUUAUGUAUCUGUAUGUGGUCACGAUGGAGGACAAGCGGUUCCACAUCUCCGCCUGCUCCAAGGGCUUCUACAUCAACCAGUCAACGGACGACACCUUCAACCCCAAGCCCGACAACCCCAGCCACCUGAGCCACUCGCUGAUCGACCUCCUCUCCCACAUAUCGCCCUCGUUCCGACGUGCCUUCCAAACCAUCCAGAAGCGGCGAACCACGCGCCACGCCUUCGAGCGGGUGGCCACCCCAUACCAGGUUUAUCAGUGGGCUUCGCCCAUACUGGAGCACACCGUGGACGCCAUUCGAGCCGAGGACGCCUUCAGUUCCAAACUGGGGUACGAGGAGCACAUCCCCGGACAGACGCGCGACUGGAACGAGGAGCUGCAGACGACGCGGGAGCUGCCGCGCAAGACACUGCCAGAGCGCUUGCUGCGCGAGCGGGCCAUCUUCAAGGUCCAUGGCGACUUUGUGACUGCUGCCACGAGAGGCGCCAUGGCUGUCAUCGACGGCAACGUCCUGGCCAUCAACCCCGGCGAGGAUGCCAAGAUGCAGAUGUUCAUCUGGAACAACAUCUUCUUCUCCCUGGGCUUCGACGUUCGCGAUCACUACAAGGAGCUGGGUGGGGAUGCAGCUGCUUUUGUGGCGCCCCGUUACGACCUCCACGGCGUGAGGGUCUACAACGCCGUGGACGUGGAGGGCCUGUACACGCUGGGCACUGUGGUGAUCGACUAUCGUGGCUACCGCGUCACAGCCCAGUCCAUCAUCCCCGGAAUCUUGGAGCGGGAGCAGGAACAGAGCGUGGUUUACGGCUCGAUCGACUUUGGCAAAACGGUACUCAGCCACCCCAAGUACUUGGAUCUACUGCGACAGGCAGGAAAGCACCUGAAGAUCCUGCCCCACGCCGUGCUCAACGAGCGGGAUGAGCCUGUGGAGCUGUGCUCCUCCGUGGAGUGCAAGGGCAUCAUCGGCAACGACGGCCGGCACUACAUCCUCGACCUGUUGCGCACCUUCCCGCCAGAUGUCAACUUCCUGAAGCUGCCCGAGGUUCAGCUCAGCAAGGAGCUGGUGGACAUGGGUUUCCCCAUCGAACAUCGCCACAAGCUGUGCUGCCUGCGACAAGAGCUGCUCGAGGCCUUCAUCGAGGACCGCUACGUGAGCUUCAUCCGCAUCGCAGCCGUGCACCUGCAGCAGCUCAACUCCAAGAAGCAGUCGGAGAAGCCAGAGGAGAAGCAGCUCCCUGCUCUGGAAGAAGCCGAGAAGGAAACUAGCGAGACCAAGGAACCCGAAACGGAGAAACCUGUCGAAAAGAAGGAAGAGGAGAAGCCGCAGCCCACUUCGAACGAGACCAAGACUGCCGAGGCCAUGGUGAACGCCAUCCGCGAGGCGCAGUCCAACGUGGCCACCUCAAACGAGGUGCAGGCCGCCGAGGUGGUUAAACGGGCAUGUGCCGCCGUCGGCUCUCUGAAGGAGAAGGAGUUCGACUUCCGAUUCAACCCCGAUGUGUUUUCGAGCGGCAUCCGGCAUGUGGACGGCGAGGAGGGCACAUGCAGCUCGUUGGCCAAGCAGAAGGUCCUCGUACAGGAUGCGGCCGAGUUCCUGGUGGUCAAGCAGAUACCCGCCUUCAUCAAGGAGCACCUAGCCCACUCCUCAGCCCCGAUCGAUGGCCAGAGCCUCACGGAGUCCCUGCACAGUCACGGCAUCAACGUUCGCUACCUGGGCAAGGUCAUCAAGCUGCUGGCUCAGAUGCCUCGCAUGGACUACCUGCACAGGAUCGCCGUGCUCGAGCUGAUUGUGCGAGCCACCAAGCACAUCUACUACACCUACAUGCAGAACACGGAGCCGCUGCACUUGUCGGCCGCCAUCAGCCACUUCCUGAACUGCCUGCUGACCACUGGGCCUGUCAACCCGGCCGUGAGCAGCGAGGAGGCCCACAAGAAGCGCAGCAAUGGCAGCAAGCACAACAAACACAAGUCGAAGGGCAACAAACAGCAGGCAUCCGGCAACCAGAACGGCAGCUCUUCAGGCUCCUCAUCUGGCGGCUCGUCUUCUUCCUCCGACUGGACGCUGGUGACGCCACGCUCUCUGUGGCAGCAGAUCCGGCGCGAGGCCAAGAGCUACUGGGACUGGGAGCUCGACUGCGACUCGAUUGAGACCGCAGUGAGCAAGUACGGCAUCCUGCGAAUCAGCCUGCUGCGCGCCUUCUGCCUCAAGGUGGGCAUCCAGGUGCUGCUGCGUGAGUACAACUUCGAGUCCAAGCACAAGCCAACCUUCGGGGACGAGGAUAUCGUGAACGUGUUCCCGGUUGUGAAGCACAUCAGCCCUAGAGCCACGGACGCGUACAACUUCUACACCACGGGUCAGGCCAAAAUCCAACAGGGAAUGUUCAAGGAGGGCUACGAGCUAAUCAGCGAAGCCCUCAACUUGCUCAACAACGUGUUCGGAGCCAUGCACCAGGAGAACGGCUCCUGCCUGCGGAUGCUAGCCAGGCUGAGCUAUCUGCUGGGCGACGCCCAGGAUGCCCUGGCCAUCCAGCAGCGGGCGGUGAUCAUGAGCGAACGGGUCAACGGCAUAGACCACCCUUCAACUAUUUUGGAAUAUACACACUUGUCACUCUAUUCGUUUGCCAAUGGACAUGUUGGAAUGUCCCUUAAAUUGUUGUAUAGGGCGCGUUAUCUAAUAGUGUUGAUCUGCGGCGAGGACCACCCGGAGGUGGCACUGAUCGACAGCAACAUUAGUUUGAUUCUGCACGCACUGGGAGAGUACGAGUUGUCGCUGCGGUUCAUCGAGCAUGCCCUGAAGCUCAACAUCAAGUACUUUGGCAGCAAGGCCAUGCACGUGGCGUUCAGUUACCACCUGAUGGCCCGCACCCAGUCCUGCAUGGGCGACUUCCGCUCGGCGCUCAAUAACGAAAAGGAGACGUACUCCAUUUACAAAUCACAGGUUGGCGAGAAGCACGAGAAGACCCGCGAUUCUGCCGAGUGCCUCCGCCUCCUGACCCAACAGGCGGUUCUGUUGCAGCGCAAGAUGAACGACAUCUAUUCCAAUGGCAAGCUCACCAGCGACCUGCCGCCCAUCCACAUCACGCCACCUUCAAUGGGCUCGGUGUUGGACAUGCUUAACACCAUCAACGGCAUACUGUUUGUACAGAUUAGCCAAAAGGACAUUGUGAAGGUGCGCAGUGAGAUCGAGAAGCAUUUCAAGGCCAACAGCGCCGAAAAUGAGGUAAACGAUGCUAUUAAAUCUAUUGUGGCUGCCGCCAACAACAAUGGAGACGUCGACGCGGAGACGGAUGCCACCAAGGACAAUAAGGAUCUGGGCACUGGCAGCACGCAGCUUACGAAUGGGGAGAAAGACGCAGAAACUGCAGUUGCUUCAAGUUGAACACUCCAGAUACAAAGUUAAUAAUAUGAGACCCAGUCACAAAACGGCCGCCUGUUUGUUGCUUUUUUGUAUCGUUAAUCGUAUUUUGGGACUGAGAAAACUAGAGGAAACUAAAUAAGUUUUAAAAACACCACCACCACCAACAUCUACCACACCUACCCACAACACCUAGGAUGGGAGAAGGCACAAGGGUUAGUGCCUUUUUCGAAGGCUGCUCUUUUCACUGCUCACAUGCAUCGCGACAUAAAUUCAAUACGCCUAGGAGGUCUCGUUAUCCAUUCAGGAUAUGGGCCAAUAAUAUACUUUUAGUCUUAGUGAAGCCAACUAUCAAAAACCUACCAAACAUAUACUACAACAACUACACUUAAUCACCAAAUCAGUUAAGAAGAAAGUGUUCUGAAAAGGAAAGUCACCUAGUUCGCCUAGCUCAUACACACGAAUAAUUUUGUUAGCCAUUCGCCACAAAACGUCAAAUGCCUUUUAUAGUUUAUAAUCGAUACUACAUAAUUUUAUGCAUUGUUUUCUGUUGAAUCAACUUCACAACGAGUAGGCCUAGACAUCGUUGCGGGGCGCCCGAUUGGAAAUGAAAUCCUGAGGAAUAUUGAAAGAUUACGUUUUUGUUAUACAACUAUCAUAUAGAUAUAUAUAUAUAUAUCAGAACAUAUAUAUUACGCAUACAGUUUGGGUCCUUGUUGCGCCAAGGAUCGCAGAUCAUUUAAUCAUAUGAACAGUGUUUUUUAUUAUUAAAAUGGUCGACCAAGCGAUCAAAUAAAGAUAUAAAAACUGCCAGGUUCA